CUCCUGUGUCCCCAUGAGGAACAGGCACGCAGGAGGGCUCCUUUUGCUCAGCGGGGAAGGAGGGGGCCAAGGCUUGCCGUCCAGGGGCCUGCCCUCCUUUCCUUCCCUUGCCUUGCCUUCCCUCGGGGCGGGCUGCACCUGGAAGGAGGCGGCCGGCUGGCUGGCUGGCGGGCGAGGGCCGGGCCAGGCAUUUAAGGGCCCCGCUGCUGCGGCGCGCCACAAGGACCUCUCUCUCUCUUUCUUUCUCUUUCUCUGGCUGUCCCUCGCCAUGCGCUCUCUCCUCUUCCUGCUGCUGCUGCCUCUGGCCUCGACGGCUGCUUGCCCCCUUCUCGCGCGGGGCUCUGGCUGCAAGGCGCCUUCCUCCUCCUCUUCCUCCUCCUCGUGCGCGGAGGCCAAAGGCUGCGUCGGGCUGGUGCGGGCGCCGGGGGAGGCAUGCGGCGUCUACACUCCGGGAUGCGCCCCGGGAUUGCGCUGCGUGCCGCGGCCGGGAGAGAGGACCCCGCUCCACGCCCUGCUCCGCGGACGAGGCCUCUGCUUAGAAGGAACAGCAGCAGCAGCAGCACCCAGGAGGAACCGGACCCAGGAGCAGCAGCAGCAGCAAGAAUCCCACGCAGGUGAGAACCAUGGAGCAAGUCACUUUACUCCAGAGCCACUCCGCUUGCAGAGCCAGGAUCCACUACAAGAGGCUCCUGUGGGCAAAGCCCAGCUAGAGCAGCUAUCCAUCAACAGUGAUGCCAAAGAGGAUCUUGAUACGGCUCCUUGCCGAAUGCAUUUGGCUGCCAUCUUACAGGAGCUGAAGGCCCCACUUUACCUGAAUGGUGAAGAUAUCUUCAUUCCCAACUGUGACACCAAAGGCUUCUACAGGCGGAAACAGUGCCUGGCAUCCAGAGGGCAGAAGAGAGGCCAGUGCUGGUGUGUGGACAAGCGAGGCCGCCGGCUGGAAGGACAGGAUGAAAACCCGCUUUGCCUGCUUGCCAACAGUGACUGAGUGGGGUGGUGGAGAGGACGCACCACAUUCUAGCGACAGGGACUCUUCUACCAUGAAGAAUCUCUGUACUAGAAUGGUCACAGAAAUGUGUUUUUAACUUAUUGUGUGGCUGAUUCCUUGUUGGGCUCCUGCCUGGCCUAGUAUAACCUUGGAGCAGUUAUCCUGCCUGACAAACAGCCCACAAAAAAGGGAGAAGAGCCCUGAAUGGCUGCACCACGGUAAUAGCAGACAGGUAGCUUCAUUCUGACUGCAUGACUGAAGAUGCUUUAUUGUAUAAGCUAUUGGGUUGCACUGCAAAGAUGCACUGGUUGGUGGGCAAGCUAUUCUGUUUGGUAGACAUAGCAUGUAUUCCCAGUGCUAACCCUGCAGGAAAAUAAGACAGCUAAAUAUUGGGAGUGGUGUAUGUAUAGUUCUCAAGGGAGCAUUGCAGGUGAUUUUAUAAGGUGUGUGGUAAGGAGGAUAAGGGAUAAGUUAAUGCCAGCCUGGAUGUAUUUAAGCAUCAUUAGUAUUGAAGUAGUUGCAAUUCAGAACUGAAAAGGCGACAUGGUGAAAGGAGGCACUUGUAGAAAUGGAGACCAUGAGUGCUAAUAUGGAGAGAAAUGAACUCAUUGAAGUGCCUCUAUAUUGCUGCCAAGACCCUACAUUCAGGAAAGUCUCCUGGUCUCUUCAGUUUUCCUUUCAAGCAGCUUAUGGGGAGAGCUACCUAGGUGGUGGGAAUCACUUAAGGAACAGCUUGGCUUGCCUUCUCCACAGAGGAGCAACACAUGGAGGAUCUUUCUCUCUUCUCUGCAACGUGCUUUAAUUUAAGUUGUGUAUGUUGAAGGGGAUGGGUUUUGACUUUUGUAUGUCUCACUGUUAUUGAUUACAAUACAUUUGAUGAUUAUAACCCUUUGUUGUUGCUCUUGCCAAGAUGUUAACUUAUGAAGAUCUCUGUGCAAGCAAACCAAAAGGAACAAAAAAAGUUGAAUAACCCUGCCCAAGAAAAACACCAAAGAAGCUAUCAUUGCCUUGGGCAAUUAGAACUAUAUUCACAAUUUCAUUUUCUUUGGAAACUAAAAUUGUUAGUUUUGUCUGCAAGUAGCUAGACCACUUACUCCCAUUAUAUUCAAAUCAUCUGCCUGUUUGCUGUUAGCACCAUGUAAGACAAUUUUUGCUCCUGGGUUAUAAAUGUCAUUUCCUAAUUGGUUCUAUUAUUGAAACAUGGGAAAGGUUGAUUAAACUGCAAAAACUUCACCGUUUUUGCAGGACAUUUCUGCAGCACAUUUCUCUAUAUUUUUCAAUAAAUAUCUCAUCGAGUCUCAA
Messenger RNA from Anolis carolinensis (green anole), 2290 nucleotides. RefSeq names its product insulin like growth factor binding protein 6 (gene igfbp6). NCBI's taxonomy places the organism in Eukaryota, Metazoa, Chordata, Lepidosauria, Squamata, Anolidae. Gene Ontology annotation, molecular function: insulin-like growth factor II binding; insulin-like growth factor I binding. The record is from RefSeq and is a predicted model, not a curated record. The coding region runs from base 14 to 988 and encodes 324 amino acids. Gene Ontology annotation, biological process: regulation of insulin-like growth factor receptor signaling pathway. Gene Ontology annotation, cellular component: extracellular region. The transcript is spliced from 4 exons.